GGAAUCUGCCGUUAAUCCAUGCACGUGGAUUCACCCGAGGUUUAACCGGAUGCUCGCUAGUUUGUCUCGAUUUGGUUGGUUGAUUGUUGGGUCUCGCGAGCUGAAUGCGCUGCGCCCGGCGUCAUCGAUCGAAUAACUUAUUGUUCGACUUUCUGUGGCUGGUCCCCAGCAGGAUGAAUGCAACUUAAAUUUUACUGAUGAAGUGAUGACGCUUUGUUUUGACCAUAGGAUUUACAUCUCUUAAUUGACAUGUUAGAGAUUGCUUGUCUUAAUAUUCUUUGACAUUCAGCCAAAAUCCCGGCGUCAUGGUGGAGGAAGUUGAGGAACAGGCUGUGCUACUGCCUGCGGGCAAGCCUUUGAACCUCAUUCCUGUAGGCCUAAAAGAGGCCGCUCUUGAUUCGCCAACAUUUCGGGCUACCGCCAUCCACUACUCUGAUCAGAUUGAGAUGCUAGAGAAAUGGCUGGAUAGCUAUGUCAAGGCUGCAACGAAGCUUUCUCACGAAGUCCUUUCAUUGGAGGGCUACGUGAAUAAUUUUCUUACACAGUCGACUCCCCCACAAAAUAUUUCGGAAGCUGUCCUCGAUCAUGACUAUACGCUAUUGGCUGUCAGGAGGUACGGUGAGGGCGCCAGAGAAUAUUUCGCAAACACUCUCUCUGCCGGGAAGAAAAUGCAGGCAACCGUAAUUGAUCCGAUAAAGGCAUUUCUACACGGAGAAUUGCGGAAUUUUAAAGACGCUCGUCGCUCUUUAGAACAUUCGCAAAAGUAUUUCGACAACCUCCUCUCGAGGUAUGCUGCGCAAGCUAAGACGAAAGAACCGUCCGCCCUCCGAGAGGAUGCUUUUCAAUUGCACGAAGCUCGCAAAUCAUACCUCAAAGCGUCACUUGAAUUUUCAGUUCAAGCGCCGGAUAUCUGCUCGACAUUGGACAAGCUGCUAGUAAAACUCUUCUCGGAGUUAUGGCGAGAGAUGAGAAGUGCCCGCGAGCUCAUGCAAAGCUCUUUUGCCAAGUGGGGAAACGACAUGGACAGAGUGAGAGGCUGGGGACGGGAAAUGCAAAGUGGGGAGAAGGCGUUCAAACACGAGAUUCAGGAGGCAAGAAAACAAAUCGAAGAAAAUGUAGAGAUAACAGCUCGUCCGUCACGAGAGCUCGAGGAUUAUUCUGUAUCUACCGUGCCUCAUCUAGGCGCCAAGGGACCUGCAGCUCGGCUACAACAAUCUGGAAGGGCCCCAGGUCUGGCCGAGAAGCAGGGCUGGCUAUUCCUCAGGACAUUAACUGGGAAGCCAGCUAGAACGGUCUGGACGCGCCGUUGGUUCUUCGUCAAAAAUGGUAUCUUUGGUUGGCUUGUCCAGGGCUCCCGCUCAGGAGGCGUUGAGGAGAGCGAGAGGAUUGGCGUCUUGCUUUGCAACGUGAAACCCGCUGCUCAAGAGGAGAGGCGUUUCUGUUUCGAGGUCAUGACCAAAGAUACUACUAUCAUGUUACAGGCUGAAACUCAGAGGGAACUCGUCGAAUGGCUGGAGGCGUUUGAUUUGGCAAAACGCAAGGCUUUGGAAGAUCCAGCCAGCACUGAUUCGGGUAGCGCGAGUGGAUCUCGGGCCCAAGAGGCAGCCUUUGCUAUCAAUCCACCAAGUGCGCCAGAAUUCGCAUCGAAAACCGCAGAGCUUCAUAUCACCCAUGGGAGCGACGAGUCGUCUGCCCUUGGAUUCGAUCGAGCAGCAACGCUCACGGUUCCGGACCGCGAUGGUCUGGCAAGCCGAGGUAGCUUUGAUAUCGGCAGUCCUCGGCGUUCCACGGUAGGUGAUCGAGAUGUUGAAGGUACUCGAGACCAUGCCGCUAGGAUUAUACAGAAGCUGGACUUGCAUCGGAAAACGACAGCGGGCUCGCAACUUGCAGGGAACGCCGCUGCCGGAUCUGCCUCACCAACCCCCGGAUUUACCGGCGGCGGUAUAGCUAGCCUCAUCUCGGCCAGCCACAACAUCCUCCCCGUGGGUCCUGGAGUGCCUUCUCAGCCGAGCUCCGACACUGCAGCCGCCAAACCAUUACCCUCCAGCACGCUUGCGCCAUCUACGCUUGCAAACCCUCCGGCGCCAACGAAUAUGAGCAAGUUAGCUGUUAUGGUUAGUGGUGAGCGGGGAAUUGGUGUUGGGCGAAAUGAUUUAACCCGUGGCGUACCGAAUGGUCUGAUGGCAAAUCUAUGGGGAAGUACCAAUUGGGGAUAUAUCAAUCGUCUAGAACGCGGCGAACUCAAGCCUCUACAAGAUCGUCGCCGUUCGUCGACCUAUCCGAGCCCAAAAACCCUUCCAUCGCGCAGUCAAGGACAGAAGUCAGAAGUAUCUCAGACUUUGUUAGAGUCAUCAUCCUCAGGAGAACGCCCCGCAGCCUCUGGGGAGAGUUCCAGAGACUCGUCUCCCUCGAAGCGGCAACGAAGUAUGAGUCUCAGCGGAGACGCUGAACAUUCGGCAAGGGCAUUGGUGUCUUUGGACGAGUUUCCAAAUUACUACCCUCUCCCGCUGAAGGCGCAAGAUUAUCAGUUCCGGAUGCUAUUCCCUAAUGUUCCCCGCGAUGAAAAGGUGCUGCUUGUAUUCAGGGCCACUUGGAAUCCCAAUGAUUUGCAAGAAUUUCCUGGAAGAGUUUAUGUCACUGCGAAGGAGGUGUAUUUCUACAGCAAUCAUCUCGGGCUCGUACUGAUUUACGGUGUCAGCCUGACGAGGAUUAGCGAAGUGACAGCCGCAACGGGUCGCGAUUGCGAUUUUCUCUUUCUUCAUCUUAGUCAAGGAAACGGCCAAGCUUCUCGAGUUACCAUCAAGACUUUCCUCGAGCCCCUCCGACUCCUCGAGCGAAGGCUGAACUUCCUCGUCCAGAAUGCCAACUCGGAGACUCCAGCUGGCAUUGAAGACGUGCUCAAGGAGCUGCUCACUCUGGAACAGGAGACAUUGGUUAGGAGUCCAAGUAUGGACAGUUGGGAAGAUGUGUCGAUAGCAACUCCUCUAGACGAAUACCCAUUCUCAGGACAGAGAUCGCGACGACGCGCUCAUGAACUCAAAGCACAAGUGCGCGUGGACCGAGGUCUCUACGGAGAUCCCAAUAAAUUUGGCGAAGGAAAGGAUAUUGCAAAGUUCAAGCUUCCACCCAAUCCGGUCUUGUAUGUACCCCCGGGCAUUCAACGCACUGCGGUUGAAAAGGAGUAUGAUAUCAGCCCUAAAGCCCUGUUUCACGUUAUGUUUGGGGAUAAGAGUGCCGUUUUUCAAAUGCAGUUUCAUGAGCGUCGAGCCCAAGCUAUCAGACAAGGCCCGUGGAUCAACUCUGGGGAGGUACACUUGAGAAGGAACUUUGACUACCAGAUUGAGUCUACGGACCUGUUUGGUCGCUCUCGACGCACAAAUGUCAUGGACUACCAAGUCAUUGAGGUUUUGAAUGACCACCUUUGUUACGUCGUGGUUGACAAGAAGACGCCGUGGCAUCUUCCACACCAGAGCGAUUAUAUGCUCGUAAGCAAAAUAGUCAUAACUCAUGUUGCCAAAUCGAAAUGCAAGCUUGCCAUUUACACCAAGGUGGAGUGGUCCAGGCCUCCUGCAUUGAUUAAAGGCAUCAUCGAAAAAACUGCUCUUGAAGAACUUCACCAGGACGCCCUCGACCUUGCUGAUGUGAUCAGUGAUCAGGUACGACGGCUCGGUCCGCAGAGUCGAACCAAGAAGGCCAUCAAGAUAUUUGGCCAGGUCGGCCAGAAUUCUGAAGUCAUACAAUUCCCAACAAAUGAUUUGCGGGCCACCAAAUCUCGACGUCCUGUAAAGAGACAAACACUGGCUGGGUUACUCUUCCAUCUUUUCGUCUCUGUGGCCUGCAGCGUAAUGUCAACUGUACUCGUCUGGAUUUUUGCUGGCCUUCGAGCCAUUUGGAAAUUUUGGAAUUCUCACGCCGUCAUCCUGAGCCUCUUGCUCUUCAGCUGCGUCGCAAACCUCUUCUUAUCAACUCAAAAGUCACUGGACUGGUGGACCGACCGUAGGGCAACUAAAUUCAUGACACGCCUGGGCGUUGGACCAAAUACUAUGAUCAGCAAAGCCAUUUACCUGAAGGAUCUUGAUACGUUGAACUUGAACGAAACAACGGCUUCAUUCAAUUCAAGUAGCCAGUGCAGCGUGGCAUCAUUCCAGGAGAUUGUCAGCCUCACCGAUAUGGACGCCCCAUAUACUUCAGCGGGUACUCCCUUCUCAUUGACCUCGACGAAGGCUACCGCUCGUCGUCUCAGACGUACGCGUCAAAACCUGGGCACUUACCGCCACGAUCUCCUCGUGGCGCUGAGAGUGGUUAAUAAUGUCGAGCGGGAGAUGAUACGUGCAGAGUGGGAGAAUUGGUUGGUCGAUGAAAUGGCAAGGUGCGCGCAAGUCGAUGUCCUUUUGCGCGAGAAUAUCACCGACCACGUUCACGGAUUGACUGUCCAGGAUGGACAAGCGUCAACUCUGCAAAGCCUCGAUGUCGAGGGCCUUGACGAGAUUCGACAGUUGCAUCGUGAAUAUUGCGACAGCUGUCGCCAAGAGCACACUGCCAUGGUAACGGGGCGACCUCAUCUCGUCCCGGGAUAAGCAGCCGUCUUCUCGUUGCUCCAUCUUCUAAAUGCUGGCACAUUACGUGCUCGCGUUCCAUUAGUCUCGAUUCCUGUUUAUAUAAUCUUGCACAUUUCUAUCGCACGUUUUGUAUAUGAUAUCAGCGUAUAUAUUUGUUUUUAGGCCUCGAGCGUUGAUUAGCGGGUUAAUGCUUGUAUAUCCAUGAAGGGAGCAGUCUAAAUUUAAGAGAUGGACAAAUGUUUAAAUAUCUGGAGCCUGGUAGGCUAGAAUGAAGGUAUAUAUCAGAAAUUUGCAAAGUUUAUGCUCAGGAUAAGCUGAGAGUAAUGAAGAGUAUCUGUGUAUCGACAAGGGAGACCAAAGCUGCAUCGAUGCCCAUAAGAAGACUGGUCAAACUUAGCCAGAUGUUCCCACACUUGCACUGAAUCUAUCAGGAUGUCAUGGCGGUAUAAAUCCUGCAGAAA
Xylona heveae TC161 is the source of this 5020-nucleotide messenger RNA. RefSeq lists its product as hypothetical. The transcript has 5 exons. Lineage: Eukaryota; Fungi; Ascomycota; Xylonomycetes; Xylonales; Xylonaceae. Bases 306 to 4577 code for a protein of 1423 amino acids. Gene Ontology annotation, cellular component: cytoplasm; plasma membrane; endoplasmic reticulum. Gene Ontology annotation, molecular function: protein binding. The record is from RefSeq and is a predicted model, not a curated record.